GUCCGCGCGCGCUGUGGCUCUGCUCAUUCUGCACUGGCUGCUGUCAGCACGCAGAGUCUAAACGGCGACGCAUAAACGCCGCUAUUCCACAAAACCCCGUGUUGACACGCAAAACAUGAAACUAGCGCUUUGGAUAUCCGUCUGCCCUAAAACCCCAGAUGACAAGCCUUAACCCGCAUCGGAAUGGUUGGAGUAUGAAUUGUAUCUGGACUGCAAGAGCUGCGCUUUGCUAGAGCUGUACUCAAAAUAUACAGGUGGCUUUCACAUUGGAAUCUUAAACAUCUUAUUCUGACUGGUAAAGCAGGAUAAAGCAGAGGGAAAGGGUUCAACAUCUGCUGAACACAUCAGCGGAAGGCUGUCACCAGGUGGGCUAUAUACUGUGGCUUUGGAGAGGACUUAUUCAUGCCCAAAGGCCUUGGCUGUUCACAGUGGGGAUGAUCUGGUGCGCUACACACAGGCCUAUCAUUAGGCCAUUGGGGCCCAUGCUAAGGAAUGGAUAGUUUUUCCUGUUAAAUGUUACAGUGCAACUUCCCUUUAACUAUGGGGCACCGGUAAAGGAUUGGUUUGAUAAUCCCUUUUUCCCUUUUGGAAUCAGCUGAAGCAGCAGUUGAGGCUAAGAAAGGCAAAAUCUUUAAGGAUUUUUAGGAUUGAUAAACUAUCACAUUUUAUAUGAAGGUGUCUCCGUUUUAUUUAUAUUUUUUAAGUGACUAGUGAAAUAUCACAAAAUUGACUUUUUGAUUUAUGAAUGAACAAAGACCAUGGCGGCUACUUAUCGCAUUGUGGUUAGCAGCAUAAACUGUUACAACAGCGUUGUUAUUGACCGUCGUGUCCAGCACACUGUGCACUAUUGUAAUGGACCCUGUGGUGCGCUAAAACAUGGACUGAACUGCACAGUUGCUCACCGCAGUACUUGUGCUGAACUUCUCGAUACGUCUAUAUCCAGAACCUGCUCUGAAAGGCCCAUAAACCUUCAUGAGUCUAAAACUAUAGAGAAUGGCAACACUGGGCCUGUUGCCUUCUGUGAUGACUACCACCAGGUAAUUCCCAGAGUCAAGAAAGGAUCAGCCAUCCAAAGCUCAGCAAGCCUCAAAGAUAUUACAGGGGAGGCUAUCAACCUGGCCAGUGGGAAAAUCAAGGAGUUUUCAUUUGAGAAGAUCAAGUACUCCUCCAGCCAUGUGACAUUCAGAAAGGGCCGCAAGGUUCGGCCUGACUCUUUCAGCAGGAGGUCUACAGAUCUAGAUAUCAUAUAUGGCCAGUUCACAGGCAAUGAUGAAAAUUGUCCUCCAUUUGGCCUCUUUCAGAAGUCUGUACUGGAAGAGCAUAAGCUAAGUCGCAGCGCAUCCCUGGAGCAGAACCUAAACAAUGUGGCCACACUCUACCUGAACAGCCUCACAGAGGAAAACCUAAUAACCCGCAUUCUGGAGAAGACCAAGGCAGACAGCAGUGCCUCAGGAGAAGACAUAAAAGCCUGUCUUGACAUUCUGCUCAAGUGCUCAGAAGAUCUGAAGAAGUGCACAGACAUCAUCAAACAGUGCAUCAAAAGAAAGUCAAUGGGUGGAACUAGUGAUGACUCAGGGAAUCCUGAAAUCAUUUAUAAAAAUGUGAUGGCCCGACUCUCCAACUACCUAAAGAGACUUCCUCUUGAGCUGGAACAGGGACAAAGUAUAAGGCAGGAGCACAGUGAGCUUGCUGAACUAGUCAAUAGUAUACACGGACUACAACAAAUCCCCUUCUCGCCUAUCUUUGGCAAUGAACAACCUCCACGAUAUGAGGACGUUGUUCAGUCUCCUCCACCUACGAAGCCUCGAAAUAAACCCUCCCAGCCAGAACCUUCAGAGGGUUCUAGGGAACUUACAGGCAGUUUGAAACCUAUUCAGAGUGUCCCUGGUUUGUCAGCACGAACACCUCCAUCAACUAAUGGGUUCUCCCAUGGCAGCUUGCCUACAGCCUCCAGUAGCAGUUCAACACCAUUUAUCUGCCAGCAUACAGUUUCAACCAGCCGACCAGACACAUUUUCUUCUGCAAAUUCUUUCUUGUCUAUCAGUAAUGAAAACCUUUGUAAGGAUCCAAUGGAGGCUCUGUACAUUGAGGAAGAAGAUUCAGAUAUAGGAAGGAUGCCGGACAGGCCAGUUAAAGGGGAUGGGAAGCACAGCUGUAAUCUUUCGGAGUCCAGACAAUACUCCAAAAGAACUACUGGCUACUCAGAGCCUAGUGGUGGUGUUUCGGAUAAACUACAUGAGCUUAGCAGAAACGGAACCACAUUCAAGCCGCAAAAUGACUCUACUGUCAACCAGAUGUACCUGCCAAAAAGCACAGAUUCUAAACUGUUCUCAAGGUCCACCUCACACACGAGUAAAGGGGGAGCCGAUGAUAUUGAUAAACUCCUGAUGGACCUGGAGUGUCUUUCCCAGAACAUGCAAAAGGAACCUCCAUUGCCUCCUAAGCUUAAAAAUUGUGCCCUACAGACAAGUUCCCCCCAGCAUUUGAUUGGUAACUCUGUGGUUAAGGAUCUACCUGUUGUAGGUUUCUCUGGACCCUCGGUGGCCAAGCCACCAGAGCCAGGGGUUGAGUCUACUGAAGAGGAUGAUGGAGCUCUUCUGCUCAGGAUUCUGGAGAGCAUUGAAAGCUUUGCUCAGGAGCUGGUGGAGAGUGGAGCCGGGAGAGGAACUCAAACUAAGGAGCGAGAAGUCAUGCGUCUUCUCCAGGAAACAUUGGCCAGCACCAAAGCAGAAGUUACCCCACUCCCCCUUCCUGAAUCUGAGACUGCACCUAGCCCUCCACAAACACCACAAUGUAAACCUGCAUCAACACUUUCAAAUACACCUACUGCCAUACAAAUCCCUGCUUCUACUUUGAGGGACACAGGAUCCACUCUUCUCAUUCAACAGACACCUGAAGUCAUCAGGAUCCAACCUGAAAAGAAACCUGGAACUCCUCCUCCAACACUAUCACCUGCACCGUCCUCGCCGACCCCACGGCCACCCAGCCCUCCUCCAGCCAAAGUAGUGGCCACACCACCACCCUCCUCCAUAAACAUUCCACGCUUCUACUUCCCCAAAGGCCUUCCAAACUGUGCAGCCAACUACGACGAGGCCAUUGCCAAAAUCGAAGCGGCCUUCACUGAGUUCGAAGAGGAGAAAGCUGACAUUUAUGAAAUGGGAAAGAUAGCAAAGGCAUGCGGGUGUCCCCUCUAUUGGAAAUCACCAAUGUUUAUUUGCGCUGGUGGAGAGAGGACAGGUUUCGUUUCUGUUCACUCAUUUAUUGCAACAUGGAGAAAGUUAUUGCACAGCUGCUAUGAUGAUGCAUCCAAGUUUGUUUACUUGUUGGCCAAACCAGGCUGCACUUACCUGGAACAAGAAGAUUUUAUCCCUCUGUUACAGGACAUUGUGGAUACUCAUCCUGGGCUGACUUUUUUAAAAGAUGCUCCUGAAUUCCAUUCCCGGUACAUCACAACAGUGAUUCAGAGAAUAUUUUACACAGUCAAUCGCUCCUGGACAGGCAAGAUCAACAUGACAGAGCUCAGGAGAAGCAACUUCCUCCAGACGCUCGCCUUGCUGGAAGAAGAGGACGACAUCAAUCAGAUCACAGAUUAUUUCUCUUAUGAGCACUUCUAUGUUAUUUACUGUAAGUUCUGGGAGCUUGACAGUGACCAUGACCUCUUCAUUGACCCCAAGGACCUGGCCAGGUACAAUGACCAUGCUUCAUCAAGCAGAAUCAUUGAGAGGCUGUUUUCAGGAGCUGUCACAAGGGGAAACUCAGUGCAGAGAGAGGGGAGAAUGAGCUAUGCAGAGUUUGUUUGGUUCCUCAUUUCAGAGGAGGACAAAAAGAACCCCACAAGUAUAGAGUACUGGUUCCGCUGUAUGGAUAUGGAUGGAGAUGGUGUUCUGUCCAUGUUUGAACUGGAGUAUUUGUACGAGGAGCAGUGUGAACGCAUGGAGGGGAUGGGCAUUGAACCACUGCCUUUCCAGGACCUCCUGUGCCAGAUGCUGGACUUAGUCAAACCAGAAUGUCCAAGUAAAAUUACUCUUCGAGAUCUGAAGCGCUGCAGGAUGGCACACAUUUUCUACGACACAUUCUUCAAUCUGGAGAAGUACCUGGACCAUGAGCAAAGAGAUCCCUUUGCAGUGCAGAAGGAUUUGGAUAGUGACGGUCCAGAGCCCUCAGACUGGGACAAGUAUGCCUCUGAAGAGUAUGAGAUUCUUGUGGCAGAGGAGACAGCCAACGAACAGCUACGCGAGGGGUCUUUCGAUGACGAUUACGAGUCCGAUGAGCUCACAGUCUCCUCAGACAUUGGAAAUAAAAUGGAUAAGCUGGUCAUAUCUGAUUUAUCGGCAUAAUCUGCCGUUUUUUUGUCUACACACAGUGAUGUUGAAUGGAGAACCACCACGCCAUAUUUUCCCCUCACGUGUCAAAAAGGGAAAAAAGGAGAAAGUUUUUCUACGUUUCAUUAAGGACAAUUGUGUGUGUGUGCAUGUGUGCAAUAGAACUAAUUCUAAAACCAAAAGGUUUCAGACACCCACAAAAAAGGCUUUAUGUGCAAUAUGUCUUAACAUGUAUAUGUAAACUCAUUUUGUUUCACUCUCUUACUGAUAUCACAUCCACUUUACCCUGAAACAAAACUGCCGGCUGGUUCCAUCCACCCUUCACAAAGACUUUGAUGUGAAAAAAGGACUUUUUAGUAAUUUUAGAAUGAGUUUUAGAAUGUGUUUUAAUGUGAGUGGAACUAUAUGUAAUGCUGCCAUAUAUUUUUAAAGGGUGGGGAGGGAAAACAUACAGAGACUUUAUAGUUGUGUGGCACGUAACUCACAAAAAAAAAACUAUAUCAGUCAUGAGAUUAGCACAUGUCCUGUGCUAUGCUGUGUUGCACAUUUAUGUUUAAAAGGGUUGUUCACACAAAAGAGAAAAUUGACUCACCCUAAAUUUGUUUCAAAUCUAUAUGAGUGUCUUUCUUUUGUUGAGCACAAGAAGCUGUGUUGAAGAAUAUAGCCUUUGACUUUCAAAACUAUGUCAGUUGAUUUACAACCUGCAUUCUACCAAACAUCUUCUGUGUUCAACAGAAACAAAGAAAUUCAUAUUAGUUUUGUAACAAGUGGAUAACGAUUUCAUUUUUUUUUUUUUUUUGGUGAGCUAUCCCUUUAAGGGACGUGGCAAAUAUGUUCCUCCCAGUGGUCACUGAUGGUAUUGCAUGUUGUUGCUUAAAGAAGAGACAGAAAGUUGUGACUUUUUUGAGUGUUUGAACUUAACUACAGACAUCAAACCUCUAUUUAUUUCCAGAUAAACUGACCAGGACAAUCUUAGACUUGAAAGUGCUUUUUUUUUUUUUUUUUUAGGGAAAUGUCCUUUCUUAGCUAUAUAAUACGUUUUUAUCUGGGGACGAAAUGGUCACAUCUUUUUCAAGGAAUGUUGAGAUAAAAAUAAUAAUAAUAAUUUAUAUUAUAUAUAUUCAUGCUUUUCAUCCUCAGUGUACAGAAACAAUAUAUAUGUAUUUAAUUUCACCUGUAAUCAUAUAGAGAGAGCAAUAAAUCACUGUUUAUUUGACUUGACCAUAGUUAAAGACAUGGUUCUCCUUAAAAUGAAAAUUGAAUGAUUGUUAAGCCAUAUAAGAUGUCUGUGACUUGAUUGUCUUCACCCAGUAGGCACAGGUUGUCAAUAUGAUGUCAGAUUGACGUUGUACCCCAUUGUUGUGGGGGCGUUACAUUUUGUUUGGAAAUAAAAAUCAGGUUGACGUCAGAACCCAACGUCAGGCUGACAUUAAUGUGUAACGUACAGCCUAAAAUUAACCAAAAAUCAACGUCUAAUGAUGUUACACCUAGACGUGAUCAAACGUGACGUGACAGAUCUAAUGAUGUUACAGCUAUGACGUCAAUCAGAUGUUAGCUUUUGGUUGCCAUACCUAAUGAAUAAAUGUCAGUAUUUGAUGUCAACAUGUUAUUGGUUUAAGAUGUUCAAGUUGGAUUUUGGUCAAUUUCCAACACAACCUAAAAUCAACAAAAUAUCAACAUCAUUUGACGUAGAUAUUGGACAUCAAAGUUACGUCCUUAGACGCUGACUAGACAUUGAAUUUUGGUCACCUGACAUCACAACCUAAAUCUAACCUUAUGUUAAUGUCUUAUGAUGUUGUGUGCCUGCUGGGCAGUGUAGAACAUUUCAAGUUUUCAACUUGAAUGAAGAUCCUUGGUGAUUCACAUAAUGCAUCUAUUUUCACUUUAUAAGAGACCAAGUGUAUCAAGCAAAAGCCAUGGGUAUUUAUUUUUAUUUUGCUUAUAAAUGUUUUUAAAUCUCCCAUAAGCCAGGUAUUUUUUUAAUCACCAAGGAAAAUCUUCUUUAAUGUUCCAAAGCUGCAAAAGAAAAUCUCAGAAUAAUGAUCCGAGGUAGAGUAAAUUAACAGCAAAUCUUCAUUUGUAGGUGAACUAUCCCUUUAACCCCUUGGUUGACCAGUCAAUCAAACCACCUAAAUUCAAUCCAUAUGGAUUUGAGCUCUCUUCUGCUGUUUUCACAUUCAACAUGAAACAUCUAACAAAUUGUAAUUGCAAAAAUACUGGCCUUUCAUUAGUCGGUCAGACAGGUAGUCCUGCUCCCAAUCUCACGCCAUUGGAUUAAAAGCACCACAAAGCCACAAUGUUUACAUGGAACUCAAUCUAUGCUUGCUUAUAGUUCUCUGCACGUUAAGCUGGAUCGUAGAAGUGUCUUUCAAUGUGCUCGAUGGCCAAACCUCCCUCCACCCCAUCACACUCUUUGGUUUAUGUAAUUAGUGUAAUAUAUUUAUAUAUGUGAAGUGGUUUUGUUUGUUUUUGUUUGGCCAGCCAUUUUCAUGGGUUUACUAGUAGCUUUUUUCUUGUACUGUAGUGUAGCUCUCUUUUUUUUUUUUCGACAUUUAGGACAUUUAUUUUAUAUAGCCACUGUAAAUGUCUUUGUAUUUUAUUUUGCCAUACGAUUGACUCUGCCACUGAGUGGUAGGGGACAUUUAAAUUAUGAUAUAUCUAUAACUGCCAGUGUUAUAUUAUGUGCAUUAAGCUGACUGGGCAGGGGCUUUAUGAAGGAAUUCAUUAAGAAUUCGCUGACCGGAGACAAUCAACUGGACAUGUUUCUGCGAUUAAUGACUUGCAAGUAGCACUUCUUAUAAAAAAAGAAAAAAAAAGAAACAAACAGAGCAAUACAACUGCUGUAGUGUGUUACACUUUUAUCAGGACUAUUAGAUGAAAACAAGCUGAAACUAAACUUGACUAAUGCUACAAUCCUGGUUCAUCAUUUUUAUCACUAGCACAUUGAGCGCUAUGCAAAACUGAUCUUCUGGACAGCUCAGCUAUUGGCAGCUACAGAAGCUGUAAACAACACAAACUUGUUAGUGUGCUACUUUUUUUUUCUUUUUAUCUUUUUUUUGAGUUUUAUAUCUUUGGAUGUUUUUCUUUUGGAACUGAUAUGUCUUGCUUUGAGACGGUGAAAGAUGAGACUUAUGAUCUCUUAAGUGCUCAGAUGAGAUGGAUCUGGUGUUCGCAUGAUUUUUUUUUCUUUUGGAAGAUUAUGAAAAUAAAAAAAUGUUAUAUAA
Danio rerio (zebrafish) is the source of this 7546-nucleotide messenger RNA. The record is from RefSeq and is a predicted model, not a curated record. Lineage: Eukaryota; Metazoa; Chordata; Actinopteri; Cypriniformes; Danionidae.